UGAAGACCUCUGAACCAUUCAAAAGGUGAUCACAUAAACCUACUGUGUUUUUAGGGGGGGUGGGGGUUGAGCAAGAAUCUUGGAACAUGUCCGUGAACUUGACCAACAGCACCUGCACGGAUCAACUCCAUUGGACGAACCGUUAUCUGGUGUCAGCUGUCGUGUAUGGACUGGUGCUGGCCGUGGGUCUGCCUCUCAACGGCGUGUCCCUGUGGAUCCUGUUGCGCAGACACGGGCUCCGGUCAUCUAGCGCAGUGCUCAUGAUCAACCUCGCCGUGUCCGACCUGCUGCUCGCGCUCUCUCUGCCGCUGCGCAUCUACUUUUACGCAACGCUCCGGUGGCCGUUCGGAGCGGGCACGUGCACCGCGGCAGUCAUGCUGUUUCGGAUCAACUUCAGGACCAGCUGCGUUUUCAUCACUUUAAUCAGUUUGGACCGCUUUUUCGCGCUGGUUUUUCCGAUGCGCUCCCGGUCUCUGCGCACCUCCGCUUUCGCAUCCAAGUGCUGCGCUCUGGUGUGGAUCUUAUUAACCUUACUUUGCAUUCCGGAUAUUGUAAAUUACCAAGACGCAUUGAAAACCUCAACCUGUGGUUCCAAUAUAACGUGUUUUGAGUCUCGAGUGAUUGUUAAGGGCUCACACGCAUCUGCGCUGGGUCAGGCUAUAUUUUUGUUAAUACUCCUUGUGGUCAAUAUCGUAUGUACGGCAAUGGUCAUAUGCGCACUGAGGAAACGUCCGAGUGGAGACAAGACAAAAGUGAACAACAAAAUGAGCGUGAUACUCAUCUUUGCGGUUAACAUGGUGGUGUUUGUUGUAUUUUUCAUGCCAUUUGCAUUACAACUCAUGAUGUUGGACUACAAUACAGAGAACAAGAAAGGUGGCCAAGAAGUUUUACACGCACUGGUCUGCCUAGCGAGCAUAAACUGCUGUCUGGAUCCACUCAUUUAUUAUUUCUCUUUGGACUCAUUCUGGCAGGACAAGGGCAAAAAAGUUGAUGCGACUACCCAUUCCCUCAGCAGGUCGAUGGAAAGGUCAUAAGAAUGAGGCUGAAGAUACUUCUGAUCAUAGAUACAGAAUCAAACAUUGGUUAAAACGGAUGUGAUUUAUUAUGCUCUCUGGUGGUCAGAAUAACGUAGAUUUGAACAAGUUAUCAUUCUUCUUGUGGACAUUCAUUGUCCAAAUAUUACCCCAAUUGCUCAGAACAGGCUUGUAACUACACAAUUUGGUGGAAAGGUGGAUACCGUUUUGCUUUGUUGACCCUGUGGUUCCUAUACCCAACAUCUUUUUUAACACAUCCUUACAAAACCACUAAAACAACAUGCAAAACCACGAUUAGAAAAAAUGAGCAAUCUGAUGCAAAAGCCUGAGUAUCAAAAAAUACUAUUUUUGAUAUUUUUGAAUUUCCUUCGAGUACCGUAUGAAUUUUAAAGCGCAAUAAUAUGGAUUGUAUGUUUACUGGAAACCCAAAAAGUGUAUUUGACAGUAUUUGACAAGCUGCAUUUCUGUGUCUGUAAUAUUUUUUUUUUCAGAUGUGAUCAGCCUGUAGUUUGUAUUUAGGUGGAAAUAAAUCAAGGUCAACAAACAGAGACAAAAAUAUUUAACUAGGGCUUAAAGCUGGAUUAUAGAAGAAAUACUGAUGAAUAGUGACAGGGAGAAUUAAAAAAAAUGUGUAGGGAGUAAAAUCUGUGGUCAAAGCGUGUUAUUUGAAAAUGUACAUAUUAUAUCGGCAUAUCUCUGCUCUGCUCUGCUCUCUAAAUAUUAACAUCAGCUAUUAAAAAUCGUUUUCUAUCGACCUACUGUUGAUACACUCAGACUUUGGAAAAGUAAAAUAAAUAUCGACUUUUUACAUGUAUCAUUUGAAGGUGUUCAGGAUUUAGGUUUCUGUCUUCUGUCUAUCUAACAUCUUGGGUAGUUUUUUUUUCUCGGUCUCCUUUGGUUCGCUAACAAUUCUUUGCAAAGCUUCUGUGGAACAGUAUUGUAACGGUAUUAUAAAAAGCAUUGUACAAAUACAUUGAAUUUAAAAUGAUGCAAAAUUAUCUACCAUUGUCUUGAUCAUCAAUGUUAUGAUUUGGAUCUUAUUCGCAGUGGAUUCAGUAAGGUGGCUUUUUGUACAAAAUAGUGAGUCACAAACCUAAUAAACCUUGAGAUCCAAACAUGUUAAGAAUUUGUUCCAUGUUUGUCUAUCGUAAGCACAAACUUUUUAGCUU
Molecule: messenger RNA, 2203 nt
Organism: Triplophysa rosa
Lineage: Eukaryota; Metazoa; Chordata; Actinopteri; Cypriniformes; Nemacheilidae
Gene: lpar5b
Product: lysophosphatidic acid receptor 5b
Exons: 1
Coding region: 87-1034 (315 amino acids)
Biological process (GO): phospholipase C-activating G protein-coupled receptor signaling pathway; positive regulation of Rho protein signal transduction
Cellular component (GO): membrane
Molecular function (GO): lysophosphatidic acid receptor activity
Source: RefSeq, a predicted model, not a curated record